AUGACUGACGUCUCGUCCAUGAACCACUGUAGCACGAUCCUAGUGCUGCUUCCUGGUUAUUCAACCAGGCCGCGGGGCUGGAGCCUAGCGGCUCCCAUCUAUCUAUGGAUGGUAGAGCUCAAAAUCCACUACAGAUGGUGCAUCAGAUACGCUGCCGGUGGUGGUGGAGGGUUCAGGGCUACUGAUAUGAGUCGAGAAGGCGAUGAUCUUGCCAUCGGGUGUCGGGAGCAUUCGCAAGUACACAUGCUCGACCAUAGUGUGAUUGACCCUCACUGGACGUCUGCGGGAAGUGGUGGUGCUGCUUUGGUAUCUGGAGAUUUCAAUUAUGCGAACAUAAUGAGGAUCUAUUCUUUCGACCCAUCCUCACCUUCCAUACCCGAGAGGAAGAGAUUGAAAUUCGAGCCGAGUAGGAAAACUCUCGAACUCGUGACACAUGACAUGUCGUCAAAGUGCUGCCCGCUCACCCGGAGCAUAGAAUAUCAGUGUGACGUGAGGAUGUGUCGAAAAAAUCUGCAGAUCCUCAUUGUGUCCGCAAAAUCGACAUCUCAGAUACCACAACAGUACCACCACUUCCCGCAGACGCCCAGUGAGGGCCGAUCACACUAUGGUCGAGCAUGUGUGCCCAUUGAUUUCAAAAAAAGAAAAAGUACUUGCGAUUGCUCCCGACACCCAAUGACAAGAUCAUCGCUUCUCGACUGA
Messenger RNA from Striga asiatica, 699 nucleotides. The record is from the annotation of a GenBank genome assembly. NCBI's taxonomy places the organism in Eukaryota, Viridiplantae, Streptophyta, Magnoliopsida, Lamiales, Orobanchaceae.